Cylindrotheca closterium is the source of this 456-nucleotide messenger RNA. The record is from the annotation of a GenBank genome assembly. NCBI's taxonomy places the organism in Eukaryota, Bacillariophyta, Bacillariophyceae, Bacillariales, Bacillariaceae.
AUGGCUCGCUCUCGCCGCGGAGGAGGUUCCUUUGGUUCCUCUCGUCGUCCUGCUGCUCCUGUUCGUAGAGCUGCACCCCCAGCCCGUCCUGCUUCCACCAGCUCUUCUACCCCUGCCCCUAUGCAACAAUCCAGUGGCGGUGGCAUGCUUUCCGGUAUUGGAUCCACCAUUGCCCAAGGUAUGGCCUUUGGUACCGGUAGUGCCGUUGCCCAUCGUGCGGUGGGUGCUGCUGCCGGAGCCAUGAGUGGAGAUGGUGGCCAACCUGCUGCUGGUCAGCCUGUCGAGGUUGCUGGAGACAUGCAGCAGCAACAACAACUCCAAGGAGCUUGCGCCAACGACAAACAAAUGUUCUUUGAGUGUCUCCAACACAACCGUGGAGACCAACAAGCUUGCUCCUUCUUGUACGAAAACCUUCAAACUUGCCAGCGCGAAUCCAGCACCAUGCAAUUCAAUUAA